GGUCUCUCUCUUUCUCUCUCAGGUGCUGUUUCUGCUGGUACCUGCAUCAGCCUCCCUCACUAUGUUGAUCCUAUCCUGCUCUUCCAAGUUGCAGAUCCUAGAGAGACUGCUGAAGAAAAGCCUCCCUCAGACACUUCAGGUCUAUGGUGCAGUCAUGAACAUAAACCGUGGGAACCCAGUGGGCCAUGAGGUGAUCGUGGAUUCUUGGCCAGAUUUCAAGGUGGUCGUGACUCGUCCACAGAGAGAGGCUGUUUCAGACAAUGCGGAUUUCUUGAGCAACAUAUAUGCAGCAUUUUAUCGGGAUCUUGAUGCUUACCGGAAACUGUUGCUAGACACAGAUACCAUCAACUGGGAUCAAACCUUUGCUCUCUACGGGAACCAUGAUGGGAUAUACGAGGUCUCUAAAGAGGCUGUUGCUGCCAAGGAAGUCCAGUUGACUGCAACCCCCUACUUCACCUAUCUGAACCUCAACCCAGAUAAACAGCCUGAGCCCCGGCUGGAUCCAGGCUUCACCCUUUCCUCCUUGAAUAGCUCCCACAUUGACCUGCUGAAUGAAACGUGGCACUUUGGGGGCGGUGAACACAGCCAGAGAUACCUGGCCAACAUGGUGCAAUGCUUCCCCAGUACCUGCAUACUGGACUCCAAUGGUCAUCCUAUCAGCUGGAUCAUCAUGGAAUCUGUGGGUUCACUGAGACAUGGCUACACCGUUCCAUCCCACCGCCGAAGGGGCUACUCAUCUAUGGUGCAGAGAGCACAGGCCAUGCGUGUCCAUGCUGCUGGCUUCCCUGUAUAUGGCCUUGUUGCCCUAGAUAAUAUCCCCCAGCAGAAACUGCUGGUCUCCCUUGGCUUCCAGAGAUUAUCUGAACUGUGUCAUUACUGCAUCCAUUCUCCAGCUUCUCAGUGAGAGGAGGAGAGAGCAACAGUCAUUUUCCAGGAUCCUACUCAAUCCUUUCCCUCACCAGUCCUCUGAAUGGGAGAGAGGGAGAUUAUCACACCCUCUCAAGAACCAUUCCCCAUUACUCUAUUUUCCAUUUAAAUGCCACCUCAAUUCCUGUUGAUUAAAAUCUUUGGUGCUGGGUUUGGACUGAAUCAGACGACCUGGGUUUUUGGGUGAUACCCAUGACCCCCAUUUUGAGUGUUUAUUGCUCCAUUUGUGGAGCGCUGCAAAAUGCAGUGUUUUCACUGCAAAACACUGCUGCAAAACUUUAUCAAAGUCUGGUCCCUGUUUGGAGUGAAUCAGACGACGUUGGGUUUUUGGGUGACCCCGUGACCCCUGAGUUUGAGUUACCAUUGCUCUGUUUAUGGGGCCAUGCAAAACCCUGCAAAACUUUUGCCAAAGUUUGGCUCCAGUUUGGGCCAUCACCACCCAGUAGGCCUGAAUCAACUAUACAUUUUAGGUUAAAAAAAAUUGUAUUAGUAUUUUAAAGUUGUAAACCAUGUUUGGUAACUUGGCAGGAAGGCAAUAUAUAAAUCCAAUGAAUAAAAUGUUUUCUGUUCUGGGUAGCAGGGUUGUCU
This is a messenger RNA of Lacerta agilis (Sand lizard), 1515 nucleotides long. Its product is annotated as glycine N-acyltransferase-like protein 3. The transcript has 5 exons. Gene Ontology annotation, molecular function: glycine N-acyltransferase activity. Bases 62 to 904 code for a protein of 280 amino acids. Gene Ontology annotation, cellular component: mitochondrion. The record is from RefSeq and is a predicted model, not a curated record. Lineage: Eukaryota; Metazoa; Chordata; Lepidosauria; Squamata; Lacertidae.